Plasmodium vivax (malaria parasite P. vivax) is the source of this 1387-nucleotide messenger RNA. RefSeq lists its product as hypothetical. Bases 1 to 1035 code for a protein of 344 amino acids. Lineage: Eukaryota; Apicomplexa; Aconoidasida; Haemosporida; Plasmodiidae. The transcript has a single exon. The record is from RefSeq and is a predicted model, not a curated record.
AUGUAUAUGCUAUCGGAUGACGAAGUAGCCUACUCCAAUAGUCUGUACAGUGGGGAGACCGGGACGGAGGUGAACGACACUAGCGAGGGGCAGUCCUACGGGUACGAGCGGAGCCACGUCGGCAGCUUCGACCGGAGGAAGGCGCACACGUACAAGAGGUGGCUCAAGCGCGGACAGGAAAGUGAGGGCAGAAGUGAGGGCAGAAGUGAGGGCAGAAGUGAGGGCAGAAGUGAAGGCAGAAGUGAAGGCAUAAGUGAAGGCAUAAGUGAAGGCCAAAGUGGGAGCCAAAGUGAAGACCAAAAUCCGUACCAGCCGGAGCAUCAAACUGCCUACCCACCGGAGUACCAAAGUGCGCACCAGGGAGAGGUGUUCAAGUACGUCUGCAUAGCGUCGAUAGAGGACGCCGAAAUUCUGUUCAAGUGCAGCCUCCUAUCGGAGGAGCUGGACGGCGCCGCGAACUACACCAUAAAAAAAAUCGUGGCGGCCUCCAAAAGGAAGCUAAAUCAGUGCAGUAAAAAAAUGCUCAACUGGGAUAACAAGAUUAUUUACUUUACAAUCUGCUCGGAAAAAAAAGUGGCAUUUUUUCUAAUCGGGUUGCAUAUGAAAGCAUAUUUCAAGAACUACGCAUUUGAGUUUCUAAAAAAGUUAGAAAUAUAUACCAAGUCCGAUUUAUUUUCUAGCCAAAAUUACAAAGCCAGAAAUAUCAGCCCCUCUAAAGUGCAAACCACACAGGCGUUUUUGCAGCGCACAAUUAAAGGCAUUAAUAAAUGUUGCCGUGAGGAAAAAAUGAUAGCUGUGAAGCAGAAGCUACAGAAAAUUAAUUUAGUUAUGAAUAACCACAUCGAUAAUUUGUACCAAUCCAGGGGGAAUAUAAAAGCUCUCAAACAUAAGACGCAGAACAUGUCAAAAAAUACUUUGCACUUUGCUCAGAAUAGCAAAAAAUUGAAAAGAAUUAUGCUCAUCAAGUAUUGGAAGACGUACGUGUUCUUGGCUUGUUUCGCCAUCAUAGGGUUUAAGGUUUACCGAUCCAUUUGAUGGGUUGGUUUUAUUUUACCCUUGCAUGGGGGGUGGGGUUGGUCGGCAUUACGCAUGCACGUGAAGCUUUUGAAGCGGCACUGCAUCCCUUCACGACAGCCGUUCGGCUCUUCUUCUCCCCCACCAUUGUUUGUACCUUUCAUUUUGUGUAGCACUACCGGCUCGCCUGAUGCCAACGCGGCGCCAAGUUGCUCCUGAUUUGUUCGCACCCGUUUAUACAGCGGCGUGGCAGCGCUUAACCGCUUAACAACCGAUUAACAACCCUUUUAACAAAUUUUUUUUUCGCCUUUUUUUUUUCCUUUUGAAAACUGCCCCCUUUUAAUAACGUGGAGCCGCACACACUGAGCCAGUG